GUGACCUUGUUGUUCUGAAGCUGCUCUGGUCCUCGAAAGUCUUGCGGAUCAAGAGAGGCAGACGUCUGGAUAAUGGAAGCGUUUGAAUGGAUGAUAGUGCCAAUAUUUGUCUUUGCGUCUCCUUCUGUCAAUGUCUUUGUCACUGUCUCGGCCCUACUACUCUGUUAUUGGAAGACGACCUUCUCGGCUUCGGGGGCCAUGAAAGUAGGUAAUGAUCUCAGACGUUCUGAGUAAGCAUCUGCAGUGAACAUCAGACGAGUUCCCAUCGUUGCUUACAG
Messenger RNA from Parathielavia appendiculata, 278 nucleotides. RefSeq lists its product as uncharacterized. The transcript has a single exon. Lineage: Eukaryota; Fungi; Ascomycota; Sordariomycetes; Sordariales; Chaetomiaceae. The record is from RefSeq and is a predicted model, not a curated record. Bases 73 to 234 code for a protein of 53 amino acids.